AUGGGCGACCUCAUCCUCAUCACGGGCGUGACUGGCUUCUUGGCGACCCAUGUCGUCGGAGCAGCACUCGAAGCAGGCUACAAAGUCCGCGGAACUGUCCGGGACCUGUCGAAAGGCGACAGCCUGAGUGAGCUCUAUCCGUCACGCAAGGAUCAGCUCGAACUGGUUGAAGUGAAGGAUCUGAUCCACUCUGACCUCACCGAAGCCUUCAAAGAUGUCAAGGCGAUCAUCCAUACUGCCUCGCCCUAUGUCAUCCAAGGCAUUGAGGAUCCAGAGAAGCAGCUGCUAUCGCCGGCCAUCGAAGGCACGCUCAAUGUCAUGAGGGCCGCUCGAGCAGCAAGCGUACAGCGAGUCGUCAUCACCUCGUCGUUUGCUGCAGUCACCCUGUUCGACAAGGGCGGACCAUGGCGCGACUAUACUUACACAGAGGACGACUGGAAUCCUGCUACGUUCGAGCAGGCCAACGAUGCUAGCAAGCCCGGUGCUUGGAUUUACUCUGCUUCGAAAGCACUGGCCGAGAAGGCCGCAUGGAACUUCGCAAAGGAGAACGACAUCGAACUCGUCACAAUGUGCCCGCCGAUGAUCUACAGCAAGACGAUCCAAAAGGUGACCAGCAAGGCCAAGCUCAACACGUCCUCCGCUACGAUCUAUAAUCUCAUCUCCAAGCCUGCCGAGAUGCCGGACAAUCGAUUGCCGCUGUUUUGCGAUGCCCGCGACGUUGCAAAGGCUCACGUGCAAGCGUUGAAGACAGACGGAGCAGUCGGUCAUCGCGUACUUCUUUGCGGUGGUAGCUAUACUUGGCAAAGUGCAACAAAGCUCUUGCUUGAGCAGCGACCCGAGCUCAAAGAUCGUCUGCCUUCGCUGGACAAUGUCGAGGACGAGACACGCACGAUCGCGAGACUCGACACAACCAUUGCCCAAAGAGAUCUGGGCAUCCAGUUCAUCUCCUUUGAGCAGUGCUUGCUCGAUUCGGUCGAUCAGCUACUCGCUAUGGAGAAGCAAUGGUAG
Mixia osmundae IAM 14324 is the source of this 1008-nucleotide messenger RNA. RefSeq lists its product as uncharacterized. Gene Ontology annotation, molecular function: oxidoreductase activity, acting on the CH-OH group of donors, NAD or NADP as acceptor. The coding region runs from base 1 to 1008 and encodes 335 amino acids. Lineage: Eukaryota; Fungi; Basidiomycota; Mixiomycetes; Mixiales; Mixiaceae. The record is from RefSeq and is a predicted model, not a curated record. The transcript is spliced from 2 exons.